This is a messenger RNA of Lemur catta (Ring-tailed lemur), 5916 nucleotides long. RefSeq names its product septin 6 (gene SEPTIN6). The transcript has 12 exons. Lineage: Eukaryota; Metazoa; Chordata; Mammalia; Primates; Lemuridae. The coding region runs from base 308 to 1750 and encodes 480 amino acids. Gene Ontology annotation, cellular component: septin ring; septin complex; cell division site. Gene Ontology annotation, biological process: cilium assembly; cytoskeleton-dependent cytokinesis. Gene Ontology annotation, molecular function: GTPase activity; molecular adaptor activity; GTP binding. The record is from RefSeq and is a predicted model, not a curated record.
GAGCCCCCGCCCCCCUUCGCAGAGGCCUACAGCUGGGGUUGCGGGGAGAAUUGGAACUGAGCUCGAGGUCGGGGGAGGCGGGUUGUUAAAUCCGCCCCCUCCUCAUACCCAACUUCCGAGGGGGGAAGCGGCAGAGGGGAGGUUGGGGUUGGACCAGCGGCGAGGGGGCCCCUCCCUUGCACCUCCCCCCACCGGACUUGGUCGCGUCCGAAGUGUAACACUUUCUCUUUGUCGGAGGAGCUCUUCUUCCUGUGCGGUAGCUCCCGUUGCGGCGGCGCCCGUGGUAGCCCUGGCGGACCCAGGAGCGAUGGCAGCGACCGAUAUAGCUCGCCAGGUGGGUGAAGGUUGCCGAACUGUCCCCCUGGCUGGACAUGUGGGGUUUGACAGCUUGCCUGACCAGCUGGUGAAUAAGUCAGUCAGCCAGGGCUUCUGCUUCAACAUCCUGUGCGUGGGAGAGACUGGUUUGGGCAAGUCCACCCUCAUGGACACCCUGUUCAACACCAAGUUUGAAGGGGAGCCAGCUACCCACACGCAGCCAGGUGUCCAGCUCCGGUCCAAUACCUAUGACCUCCAAGAGAGCAACGUGGGGCUAAAGCUCACGAUCGUUAGCACGGUGGGCUUUGGGGACCAGAUCAACAAGGAGGACAGCUACAAGCCCAUCGUGGAAUUCAUUGAUGCGCAAUUCGAGGCCUACCUGCAGGAGGAGCUGAAGAUCCGAAGAGUGCUGCACACCUAUCAUGACUCCCGAAUCCACGCCUGCUUGUAUUUCAUCGCCCCAACGGGCCAUUCCCUGAAGUCUCUGGACCUAGUGACAAUGAAGAAGCUGGACAGUAAAGUGAACAUCAUCCCCAUCAUUGCCAAAUCAGAUACCAUUUCUAAGAGUGAGCUAACAAAGUUCAAAAUCAAAAUCACCAGCGAGCUUGUCAGCAACGGGGUCCAGAUCUAUCAGUUCCCUACAGAUGAUGAGUCGGUGGCGGAGAUCAACGGAACCAUGAAUGCCCACCUGCCAUUUGCUGUCAUUGGCAGCACAGAAGAAGUGAAGAUAGGCAACAAGAUGAUGAAGGCGCGGCAGUAUCCUUGGGGCACUGUGCAGGUGCCUGGUACAAUACUGGGAACAGAAGUUCUACAAAUCUAUAUUGGAUGGAUGGAUGAAUGUGCAUGUGCUCUUGUCCCCAAAGUGGUGCAGAACAAACAUUCCUGCGAGGGUUCUGAUUGGUGCACUGAAGUCAAAGUACUACUGAACAUCUUCUUAGUUGAAAACGAGGCCCACUGCGACUUUGUGAAGCUGCGGGAGAUGCUGAUUCGGGUCAACAUGGAGGAUCUGCGGGAGCAGACCCACACCCGGCACUAUGAGCUGUACCGCCGCUGUAAGCUGGAGGAGAUGGGCUUCAAGGACACCGACCCUGACAACAAACCAUUCAGCUUGCAGGAGACAUAUGAGGCCAAAAGGAAUGAGUUCCUAGGGGAGCUCCAGAAAAAAGAAGAGGAGAUGAGACAGAUGUUCGUCCAGAGAGUCAAAGAGAAAGAAGCAGAACUCAAAGAGGCAGAGAAAGAGCUGCAUGAGAAGUUUGAUCGCCUGAAGAAGCUGCACCAGGACGAGAAGAAGAAGCUGGAGGAUAAGAAGAAAUCUCUGGACGAUGAAGUAAAUGCUUUCAAACAGAGAAAGACGGCGGCCGAGCUGCUCCAGUCCCAGGGUCCCCAGGCUGGAGGCUCACAGACUCUGAAGAGGGACAAAGAAAAGAAAAAUUAACCCUGCUGUUUGCUGCAUGCUGCAUGAGACCCAGGGUCCUGUUUGGGCUUCCUGUAGACGCCCUUUUCCUGCGCAACAGAGCUGGGCCUCCCUUUCUUUAAUUUACCCCUUAACACGUCUGGGAGUGCAUAAAACCUAUGCCCUCCCCUCUCUUCCUGCCAAGGUUUAUAGAAGCCUGAGAGUCUGAGGACGAUGUCUGGCCUCUGGUCAAGAAGCCAGCAGUGACAUGGCUUGGAGAUGCGCACCCUGCAUUCCCCUCCCCAUCCCUGCGCCCCCAGCUGUCCCUCCCACCUCACCACCAUCUUUGCCAGACUGUAACAUGUUCAGGGGGCACAUCUGCUACUCUUCACACCAACUUCCCUGUCCGAACUCUGAUAGCUGCUUGUUUCUCUGAGGUAUUUGCAUCCACUAUGGCUGAGGAAGCACCAGUCAGCACGGCUACCUCCUUAGUCCCUCGGGUCUCCCCUGGCCCACUCCACCCCCGUCCUCAGGAGCCACAGCCCCUUCUCAGAGGGUUCCAAGAGGAGAUGCUUUGGUGCCUUUUCCUUCUGGCCUUUUAGCCCAGCCCUUUGCAGUUUUCAUUCACUCAAAGUAACUGCAUUGGAGCUGCAUUACAAAUCUGCCACAAGUUUGUUUACACCAAGCCCUUCCCAUAAAACACAACUGCUGGAGAAAGUAACAUAAAUUUCCCCUCUCUCUAACUCUGGGGCAGUACUAGGAAUAAUAAUCCCACUUCAAAAACUGGCAAACUGAGCUGUCAAAGAUUCAAGUGUUUGGGGGUUUGCUCUGAUGAAUCUUCUAAUCUACUUGGUGAAUGUGAUGAUGAUUUUAAUAUGCAUUUUGCACACAUCCUCCAGUAAGAACAGAGGCAACUAUCAGAGAGAAGAAAAGAUGUGUUCGGCCUUGGAAGGUCCUUAACUUUAUUUCCAGUCUAAGGAAUUGAUAUUUUAAAAAUAUUCCAGCCUUCAUUUUUAUAAUGGGUCCCAUCUGAUAGUGGCUUUGGAAACCCUUUUGAAUAAAGAGCCCUCCAUUGUCAGGGCCAUGAGGCACAGUGGCCUUUGGUGUUUGGCCAGUGACAAAGUGAGAGCUGGAGGUGACCUGGCAAUGAUCUGUGGCUAACAUGCAGUCUCUCUGCCCUUCCUUUGCAGUAAUCCAUGGCUGUGUACUGAAUAGUAUUCCCUGCUACAGCUGGACUGGACUCCGUUUAGCCUUUUAAGCCAAGGUUCCUAUUUUAACUGACAGCUUUCCUUUGGGGUGCCAGACAGCCAGGCCUCCCCCACCCCUGCCAUGUACUUCAAGUCCCACUUCUUCUUUUUGAGUUCUUCAACUGGCUCCUGCCUCGCAGUCCCACUGGGCGCUGACCGUGACUAUCUUCUUCUUUUUUUUUGAGGUUUUCUUUUUUUAUUUUGAGGUUUUUUUUUUUUUGAUCACUUACUUUCAAAGCACACAGUCAAACAAGGCUAUGGCAAAUUUCUAGGCCUUUUUGAAGUAUUGAGAAGGGGAAAGAGGUUUCUCUCCAAUAAGGGAUAAUAAUAGGAAGCAAAAAAAAAAAGGCAAAAAAGUAGAAAAAAGCGAAAAGCAAACAUGUGCACACACUUUCUCUUGUUGGCAAAGCAAGAGUGCAAUUUUAAUAUGUACUGUUUGGUGAUUCACGAUUGGUUAGUGGGCAGAGAGGCAAGUAUGAAGGUGAUGCUGCCAAUGCGGAAAGCCAGUUUCUUGGGAAAAUCCAAGUCACAGUGGAGCGUUUUAAAGACCCUGUGCUUGGAGGUAAAAACAACCCCCCUCCCCCCCAAAAAAAAAGCACCCAAAAAAACAAGCCAAAAAAAAAAAGCCCACUGGGGUACUUAGCCUUAGGUCUCCUUGGGAGAGGCUACUUACUUAUUUAUAGCUUUGAUAUUUCUCCGUCCAUCUUCAGAGCUGCUUUUCCAGAGGCCCACACUUAAACAACCAAUGGGUAAUCACCAUCCCCCUGAGUAAUUAUUUGCAUUACAAACCGGAGGCCCCCUCAUUUGCAUUUGAUUACAGAUUAACUACUUUAGGCUUGAGGAGCUGUGACUGCUUCAAAAGUAUGAGAGCCCUCACAGCCUUUGAGAGACUGACAGAAACGAAACAAGAAUUUUUUAUGAAGAGACAUUUCCGUCAGUAGGACAGAUACAUAUGGCCCACUUAUUCCGUAAGAGGAAGCUGAGGCCCAGAGAAGUGAAGGGCCUGGACGGAGGUCCCACUGCUGCCUUGUGGCAGAAGCCAACCUAAAUUCCAUGCCUCCUGACUCCCAAUCCAUUUCACAGAGGGAUUCAACUUGUUUACAUAACCUUCCUGGAGACAAGGUCUUCUGAUGUUCUGAGAAACCGAAUAGUCAGUAUUAGAAGACGUGAGGUUUUUUCUCCCCAGAAAAACAUCUCAGGAUGGAGUGGGAGGGGCAGGGAAAGCAGAGGUUCUCAGCUAGCUCCGUAGGGGAGUCACGGGGCACCUGUUAGCCCGUCAGCUUUCCUGCAAGGCUGGAACGGGGUCCAGUGCCUGUGAGUGAGCAUAAGGCCUUUAAAAAGCUGAUCAAGCCUAUGAAAAGAAUUAAAAUGCUUAUUUCACUGGGCAGCUUUUCUCACUGUAGACAGAAAAGUUUUCCCUUCUACAAUGAAAAGGCUUCUUAAUUAGUACAAUUGUUACUGUUUUUAAAAAAUACCCUAAGUACUCUAUUUAUUUCUGGUGAGACAAAACCAGUCAUUAUAAAUGGUCUGUGCUUUUAUUUUCCCAGACUGGAAUGGCUUUUCUGAAACGCACACACGCACACACCCCUCAUUUCUCUUAAGCCAAGAAGUUUGCUUUUCCUAGCUGCAGUGCAGAUUGCUCUUGUUUUGGGUUUUUUUUUUGUUGUUGUUGUUGUUUGUUUUAAUCAUUUGGCAUUCACAUGUGGCUGUUAAUAUGUGCUUGUUUUUGAUUAAAACAAGAAGCUUUAAACCAGUGUGUGGUGUUCUUAAAACCUCGGCAGAUUUCCCCAUGGUGAUGGCCCAUCGGUGACCCUCAUUUCUAACCUGUCUUCUCAAAGUAUAAUCUGUGCUACCUCACACUGCCAGCUCCCCUCCCCCUGUCUUACUUUGAAUGUCCUUUUUCUUAGCUAAUUUCAUGUUUUCUUUCUCUUUCUCUCUCCCUCUCCAGCUUUUUUUAAUCUUGUCUUCAGCAGCUGCACUAAGUUUAAAGGAGAAGACUGCCAUUAUAGAAGAGUUAGGGUUCCACAUUGUCUCAAACCAGAAAUCAUCCAAUUCCCUCUCCCCUCAAACUGCGUGCACACACACACACACACACACACCACUCAACAAGUGUUCAUGUGUCCCCGUGUCCAGGCAAGAAGCUCUCUUCUGACUUACAUGGUAUUUUAAAUGGAAAUGUCUUGUCCUAAACUAACAAGGCACGAAAAGAACCAUCAGAGCUGGAAAAUGGACCAAAUGUAACCUCAAAGAGACAACUACAAGAUCACUCACCCAAGUGUAAGUGACUGGGGCAGGAUACCCCAGCUGGGUGUGGAAGUGCUAUUCACAACUUUUUGUUUGAGUUUUAUGUUUUUCUUUUUAAGCAACAAUUCUCUGGUUCAGUGGAUUGACUGUCUAUGGCCACCAUUAAUCAUUUCUGAAUAUGGAAGAGAAAGUCAAGUGACAUUUGUAUCUUCUUCAACAUUUCACAGACCUCAGCAAGGGGAAAAAAAUGGAUCCACUAACACUCAGGUGGAGAAGGGAGAGAAUAAAAGGGGGUUUAAGCUUAGCUAGAGCAAAAUUACUCCUCCAUUCAACUUUCCAAGGCCAGUUGGGGUUUUGAGAGGUUUCUGCUCAACCUGGGAUCUGGAGGGAGAGCUUUGUUGUUGAUAAAUCUGCCUUGAAUUCAUUGGUUUAACUUGCAUCAAAAUACCAUGUCAGUGUGCUCAUUACCAUAUAUCCUUACUGCCAUCACCACCAUUCUGCUGUCCAGUGUCUCUUGAGAGAGCCUCUUUGCAUGUUUUCCAGAAUCUGUGUUUGUUUUUCCUUUCUUCUUUGUUCUUUUUGCUCAAAGGUGUGACCAAUCACUGCCCCUCUGGGGCUUUCAUUCUCCAGGAGAAACAUCCCAGAACCAGCACUGUUUAGCUUGAUGCCUUUCUAAUGUCCAUGUCAAUUUUCAAUAAAAUUCAAAGAAAUGCUAAA